Molecule: messenger RNA, 1994 nt
Organism: Tribolium castaneum (red flour beetle)
Lineage: Eukaryota; Metazoa; Arthropoda; Insecta; Coleoptera; Tenebrionidae
Gene: Orc1
Product: Origin recognition complex subunit 1
Exons: 6
Coding region: 101-1801 (566 amino acids)
Biological process (GO): mitotic DNA replication checkpoint signaling; DNA replication initiation
Cellular component (GO): nuclear origin of replication recognition complex
Molecular function (GO): DNA replication origin binding; ATP binding; ATP hydrolysis activity
Source: RefSeq, a predicted model, not a curated record
AAGUCGCGCCAAAAUAAACUGUCAUCGCGUAUUUCAACAACAGGUGGUUCUUCAGUUGGUUGUUAUUUAUUGUUCGUUUUGUUUGUGUUUUGUGUUAAAUAUGUCGACAAGAAAAUCCUUACGCUUGCAAAAAUCACGAGGGGACACUACUCCGGCAACCCCCAUUCACCAAAAUUUUUAUUCGCCACGUUUACGAAGCUCGGUUAAGCGCAAUCUCAACAGCUCUUUUGGGGCCAGUGAACACGAAUCUUUAUCACCCACAAAGCUCCUCAAAGCUGGGCCAAGCCCAGCGAAGAAAAAUGAAAAAAUAACAUUGGUCAUUGAUAAGAAAAAUAUGACUUGUCGUCCACUUUUCCGCUACGAGAGUUCGGAAUCUGAGGAUGAUUAUGUGUCAAGAAGCAGGGCUGUAGGCAAGCGUAAAGUUAAGUCUCCUGUAAAGUACACUCACGUGAACGUUUCUCCGAAGAAGACUGUAAAUAAAGGAGUUGAGGAACUUCACUUCACUCCUGUUAAAAAUAAAUUGCUGGAGAAAGAUGUGUUUUAUGAUGGGUGUAGGACGCCGAGAACGCCACGAAGUUCGGGCAAAAAGGCCACCCCAAGGAGCACAAUUAAGCAAAUCAGGGAAGGAACGAUUACUCCUAAAGUCCAGUCUAGAACCAAAGCAAUGGAGCUCGAUGACACUCCACUGAAAGUAGCCAGAAGUCACUUGCAUGUUUCUUACGUUCCGACUGAUUUGCCGUGCAGGGAAAAGGAACACGAAGACAUUCUCAGCUUUUUGGAAGGAAAACUAUUUGAUAAGUGUGGAGGGUGUAUGUACAUUUCUGGAGUGCCAGGGACUGGUAAAACCGCAACUGUUACAAGUGUUGUCAACCAUUUAUUAAAGGCUGCUAAAACUGGAGACGUUCCUAAUUUCCAGUACGUGAAUUUAAAUGGAAUGAAAUUAACAGAACCCCGACAAGCUUAUGUUGAAAUUGUGAAACAGUUAACUGGGAAAACUGUGACUUGGGAGCAAGCCCAAAGCACUUUAGAAGAAAUAUUCACAAAAAAAGCCAAAAAAAUGAAACUACCAAUUAUUUUAUUAGUAGAUGAGUUGGAUAUUAUUUGCACCAAAAGACAAGACGUGGUGUACAACAUUCUAGACUGGCCCACCAAAUCCAUUACUCAAUUAAUUGUGAUAACCAUUGCGAACACAAUGGAUUUACCUGAAAGACUGUUAAUGAAUAGGGUGACAAGUCGCUUAGGCUUGACCAGACUCACUUUCCAAGCCUACACACACAAACAACUCCAGGAAAUCGUAACGAAGCGUCUUUUCGGAACGAAUAGUUUCAACCCGGACGCCGUGCAACUCGUAGCUAGGAAAGUGGCCUCGGUUUCUGGCGAUGCAAGAAGAGCGCUGGAUAUUUGCAGACGGGCGGCAGAAAUCGCCGAAGUUGAAGGCGACGACACUUUAGUGUCCAUGUCGCACGUAAAUGAGGCCUUGAAAGCUAUGAUAACCCAACCAAAAGUUAGAGCAAUCAAGAAUUGUUCACGUCUGGAACAAUACGUCCUUCAGGCUGUGAUUUCAGAAGUGGAGCGGACGGGAAUCGAAGAAACUGUGUUUUCGAACGUUUACCAGAUGUUAGUGUCUUUGUGUGCCGUCAAUGGUUUUAAUUCGGUCUCUUGCACGAUUGCUCUGCGCGCAAUUUCAAAAUUAGGAGCGUGCCGGUUGUUACUUGUGGACCAAAAAUGUCACGAUCUUGACGAAAGGAUUAUUUUAAAUGUGAGCCCUGACGACGUGUAUUAUGCACUUAAAGAAGAAUAACUAAUGUUUUUUACAAAAUUUAGACGCGAAUAAAGUUUUUAAUUUCAAUAUUCUGGGAAAAUUGAUUUUUAUAACCUUGCCACUCCUUUCAAACAACCUAACCUCCAAAAAAUGGAUAAACACUCGAAUGUCACAAUAAAACAGAAAUUAUUUUUUUAAAUCGACUUAUUUGGAUCAAUUAGCUCGAGAACAG